This is a messenger RNA of Cryphonectria parasitica EP155, 153 nucleotides long. RefSeq lists its product as uncharacterized. The annotation marks the transcript as partial. Lineage: Eukaryota; Fungi; Ascomycota; Sordariomycetes; Diaporthales; Cryphonectriaceae. The record is from RefSeq and is a predicted model, not a curated record. The transcript is spliced from 2 exons.
AACAAGAAUUGGGGCGACAAGGCCGACAAGGACCUGUUUUUCACUAUCCUAUCAGUGAAGAACAUUGGAGUCAUCAGCGGUUCAGAAUGGACCACGAUCGGCAAUCACAUGAGAUCGAUGGGUUAUGGCUUCACGAAUGAAGGAUGCCGGUGA